Molecule: messenger RNA, 1736 nt
Organism: Xylaria bambusicola
Lineage: Eukaryota; Fungi; Ascomycota; Sordariomycetes; Xylariales; Xylariaceae
Exons: 3
Coding region: 383-1732 (449 amino acids)
Biological process (GO): DNA alkylation repair; DNA repair
Cellular component (GO): nucleus
Molecular function (GO): zinc ion binding; ubiquitin binding; dioxygenase activity
Source: RefSeq, a predicted model, not a curated record
GGGGUCAAGCAACCAGGGAAGUGACGUGGGGCCUCGGCUUCACGUACAUGUAGUAUCUAGCGGCCUGGGGGGCAGGCGCUUCAGGUGGGUCGGAGCCCUGGAGCCUGGAGAUUCGGCAGCGAGCAGCUACCUAGGUAUCGUUAUAAUCUACCUAGGUACUGAAUUCCAGUACUGGGGCUUAAGUAAGUAUUCACGGCCAGCAGCUGCAUCGGAGGUGAACGGAAGCUGGAAGGUGUUAGCUUGCAAUCGGCCCCCAGCUUAUAUCGACACGGCGGCCUGACUAACAUAUGAUUCUUGAAUAGAAAUUCCAGCGCAUCCGCGGAGACAAUGAAGACGAGAAACAUCAUGAAAGGGUCAUCAUUCUUGUCAUACACCCCGCAAAAUGGACGCUUUUCUACGAGGUACGAAACGCAAAUCAUCCUCCCUCACCCAAGGAUCGGGUCAGGAUGACGUCGAGGAAUCAACUGAGAUGAAGCUCGCACUACUCGCCUCUUUACUCCCGAAUUUAACCCAGGAAGUACUGCUCGACGCUCUUCUGGCCAAAGAGGGUUCUGUUGACCAAGCUGCCUCUUCUCUGCUCGACAACCAAACAGAGCCAAAGAAGCCUUGCGCUGCUGCCACUGUCGGAGCUCAGACUUCGCUAAAGUCGUUUGCGUCGAAGUCAUCCGCUGCAGGAGGAGGAGCCGAGGCGGCUAAAAAGGCAAAGUUACUGUCUAAGAAAGGGACUACACUCUACUUAUACGACCCUGAAGACAUUGCAGAGCACACGCCAUGUAGCAUUAUACAUAACUUUCUCCCGCAAGAGGAGGCUAAUGACCUACUGAGAGAAAUGCUAGAAGAAUCCAAAUCUUUCAAGAGGGUCACUUUCAAACUUUUUGAAAAUACCGUUCAGAGUCCGCAUUCAUCAAGUUUUUACGUAGCGACAGAGGCUGAGUUGAAUACCCAGAAGCACGAGUACUUCUACUACGGUGGACGUCUAGAGGAUGUUCGACGAAUUACACCCCAGCUUCUUAGGGUGAGACCUAAAGUGCAAGAAGCAGUCAACAAGGCAUUACAGUCCCGCAAGAAAUUGAGAUACCAAUGCCCCGAUGAAUGGACGCCAAAUGCAGCAUUCGUCAACUGCUACGAUGGACCUCAGGAAUCUGUUGGCUAUCAUAGUGACCACUUAACGUACUUGGGUCCUAAGGCCGCUAUCGGCUCACUUUCUCUGGGUGUAGCAAGGGAGUUUCGCGUUCGUCGCAUAGUACCGAAAGAUGCAGAUAACAACCUGACAGACGAUCCUGAUGCACAAGGGCAGAUAUCUAUACAUCUGCCGCAUAACUCACUCCUCAUCAUGCAUUCUGGUAUGCAGGAAGAAUGGAAGCAUGCGAUCACGCCUGCUCAAGCUAUUGAUCCGCAUCCUAUCGCCGGUAAUCGAAGGAUCAACAUCACUUACCGUGAUUACAAGCGAAACUUUCACCCAAAUUUCACACCGAGAUGCAAAUGUAAUCUUCCGGCUAUUCUCAGAACUGUGCAACGAAAGAAGGAUAAUUGGGGGAGAUACUUCUGGAUGUGUCAUCGUGGUAAUGUCCCUGGUCAGGUGAACUGCUCUUUCUUCCAGUGGGCGGAUUUCGACGAUAACGGAAUACCUAGUUGGGAUACGGCGCGAUAUAGAAAGAAUAGCACUACGAUAGGAGGGCAAGGCCUUGAGUUAAGUCCUACAGAAGAACAGCCAAUAGCCACAGAUCAAUAAACCA